Molecule: messenger RNA, 2544 nt
Organism: Scleropages formosus (Asian bonytongue)
Lineage: Eukaryota; Metazoa; Chordata; Actinopteri; Osteoglossiformes; Osteoglossidae
Product: chromatin target of PRMT1 protein-like
Exons: 4
Coding region: 1094-1846 (250 amino acids)
Source: RefSeq, a predicted model, not a curated record
AGCACAGUGAAGACACGAUGAGUAGCCCCUCUUCUCAAAAAGUUGUGCUGAAAAGCACCACCAAGGUGUCCCUGAACGAGCGGUGAGAGGCGCGCCGCACCGACCCGGUAGCAGAGGAGGGAAGGCACACUGAUCUGUAACACGGGGAUCAGCAACGCGCGCCGCCACGGGCGCCACACACAGCUGCUCUGGAUAUGGCUGAGGGGCAGGAGAUACAAGCCUUGCUUGUGCCGCUCGCUGACACAUGACACCUGUCUGUCGUGUAAAAGGGGGAGGAAGUGUUGGUUCGAAUGGGCCAAAAGAGCACAACCUCGCUGACACUCUUAAAACGCAGCGGGGUCCCAUUUUGGGAGCUCGUUGCACUCAAACUUACGGAAAGAGGGUGUCACUAAUGGGUGUGAUGGUGGUUGUCUGAGAAACAACAGUGUUUACUUACCAUCUGCCUCAGAUCUCCCUCUGUGCACUUCCUUCGAUGGGAGGGCCACCAUCAGGGUGCACAAUGCCCCUUCUCUCACAUAGUCUCUUCUCAACCUGAUGAUUAUCUUCUUUCAUUCCCACUUCAUGCCUUUUCUCUGUCCUUCCUGGAAUAUAAAACAAGGCGCCCGGUCCAAGCCCAGACGUGACCAGCCCACCUGACUGCUGCUCAGACAUCCUUGUCUGUCGCUGACUCCCCAAGUCCUGUCCCGUCCCUCUGGCCGUCGAGGGCAACCUUCUGCAGGGCACGGUCUGGGCUGUAAGAGGCUGGCUGCCGGGGUCCACCCACUGCCCUUGGCCUCCAUCGCCCCUGUGUCACUUGGGGGGAGAGCCCCGAGACCUGUGGGCAUACUGGAGGCCAUUAAGAGGCUCUUUCUCCUUCCUGCAACCUCUCUGUCGUCACUCUGCCUCUCCUGUUGUGUGUUCUUCUCUCCUUCAGUCUUUCUUCCUCUCGUCUUCAGUGUUAUUUCUCUGCUCUUCUGACUUCUUUCCUAACUCAUAAAUACCAUUUUCCCAAGUUUUUGUAUCUUGCAAUGGAAAAUCUUUGAGCGAGAGAAAAACCCUCCCCCUUCAAACAAAGUGGGCAUUUAAGUUUUGCUGAGCGGCUGCUACUGCGGCCAUGGUGUGUGAAAUUUAUUUGCUUUGGAACCUCCUGUCCCUCCCUCCUUCAUCCCUCCCCCGUCUCUGCUCCCCAAGCUUCACUAACAUGCUGAAGAACAAGCAGCCCACCGUGGUGAACGUGAGGGCUACCAUGCAGCAGCAGCACAUGGCCAGUGCCCGCAACCGCAGGCUAGCCCAGCAGAUGGAGAACAGGCCCUCGGUGCAGGCGGCCCUGCAGCAGAAGCAGACCCUGAAGCAGAGGUUGGGGAAGAGCAACAUCCAAGCCCGGCUGGGCAGACCCAUUGGGUCACUCAUGAGGGGGGCCCCAGGCGGCCGGGGCUUCCCCAUGGGAGGUCUCCGGGGGAUGUCCCGAGGAGGACUGAGGGGCCGUGGUGGCCGAGGCGGUCCCAUGAGGGGGGGGUUGUCCCUUAGAGGCAUGGGACAGCUGCGUGGGCGUGGUGGACCUGGUCGUCGAGGGAUGCGGCAGCGAGGUGGGCUGGCAGGCCGCGGAGGCUCUCUGAGGGGCCGUGGAGCUGGACCUGGUCGCGGUGGACUGGGAAUGAGGGGCCGUGGAGGGCUUGGCCUACGGGGGCGUGGUGGAUUUGGCGGCAGAGGGCGUGGCCGAGGGCGAGGUAGGGGCGUGUCUCGGCCACCUGUCACCCGGGAGCAGCUGGACAACCAGCUGGAUGCCUACAUGUCCAAGACUAAAGGACACCUGGAUGCCGAGCUGGAUGCCUACAUGGCCCAAGCAGACCCUGACAGCAUGGAAUAGACCGGCCUCUCACUCCAAGGCCACGACCAGAAACAUCAAUUGACGCAUGCUGUGCUUCUGACCCAACACUGACCUUUGACCCCACCCCAUUAUGACCUGCCAGGGGACCAACCGGCUCUAAAGUGUGGUUGCACAGGGAACACAGACCUACGCACACUAAUUUACUCAUGCAGGCACAUCUUCAGACACUAAUGGAUUGGUUUGCAUGUCAUGCACACCGAGUUACUGAAAAUUUUUAUAUAAUGUGAGAUGGUUUUUUUUUUUUUUUUUUUUUAAAAAUAUCAAUUUACAUACAAAUCACUCUAUACCUCCUAGUUCCUGUUUAACAUCUUUACACUUAUGCCCCUUUUCUCAGCUUGUGUGAGGAAAGGAGAAUCGUGAGGAACAGGGACACAGAGUGGUUUCAUACAUAAGGUCAGGAACAGAACCACCUGGUGCUGUCGAACCCCGACUGGAUCUCUUGCAGAACCACCUCUAGUGACAUUGUUAGUGUUUUCUCCAUGUUCUGACAUGUGAGGUAGGGUUAGUGUGUGACUUGCUGUGUAACCACCAGAACUGCAUGCAAGUUGAGUCCCCUGAUUUUAAGUUGCUUUGUAUAUGAAUUGGUUGAAGUUUUUGUCCAUUCAUAGAUAUGUACAAAGAAUGUGCUGUACCAUGCCUAUAUUUUGAAGGCUCUGCAAAGUUGUUUGGAAAUUUUU